Molecule: messenger RNA, 1230 nt
Organism: Laetiporus sulphureus 93-53
Lineage: Eukaryota; Fungi; Basidiomycota; Agaricomycetes; Polyporales; Laetiporaceae
Exons: 8
Coding region: 59-1084 (341 amino acids)
Source: RefSeq, a predicted model, not a curated record
AUGAGGUUCCUAACCCUUCCCCAGAUAUAAACGCCCGUCGAGAGUCGAUCGUUUUGCCAUGGGAAAUGUCCCUCUCAUACCUGCAGAGCUUGCGACCAUCUGCAUAGAAAGCUUUUUCCACGGCAUCUUCUUCACUCUCUCCGUAGUCUCCUUCUAUCUCUUGUUUCGUCGCCAGAAGGAUCUGGGAGCAUAUGGAGGCCGGAAGCAGUCAGAUUCCACAUCGCGGACUCGGAAGUCAAUCAGGAUUUUUUUGCUCGCCGCCGUACUUAUAUUCCUCUCUAAUACCGUGCAUUGGAUCGUGGCCAUCACGCGACUGUUCAAAGCCUUUGUAUACUAUAAAGGCGGCAGUGCACCGUCGGACUUUUACGCCGAUGUGUCACAACCAACGGAACUCAUUCAAACUUCCGCGCUUGCCUUUACAGCCACGAUCAACGAUGCUAUGAUUAUAUGCCGCCUCUGGAUCGUGUGGGCGUUCAACAAGGAGGUAGUCAUAUUUCCUCUAUGUACACUUGUCGGCUUAACUGUGUGCGGUAUUGGAUCUAUUUACCAAAUAUCGAAGACCCAUAUCGGCGAAGACGUCUUCAUCUCUGCUUUGGGCCGCUGGCUGACUAGUGGCGCGGUAUUAACACUCUGCACCAAUGUAUAUUGCACAACUAUGAUCGCCUGGCGUAUUUGGAGAAUCAACUCGGCUGUCUCAGGCCAUAGACGUGGCAGUCUGGCGUCUGUCAUGGCUAUAAUUGUCGAAAGCGCUGCGCUCUACACAAUAUGGACCAUCUUCUUCAUGGUCGCCUACUUGGCUCGAUCCAACUUGCAGUUCGUGACCAGCGAAACGUGGGUCUUCGUCGCCGGCAUAUCCUUCAUGCUCAUCAACGUACGCGUCGGCAUGGGAUGGGCCCAGAACGGAACGACCACAAUCUCGACAUUUGAAGCCGCUUCCGACACGUCAGCUAGCGGUGAUCAAUCAUUUGCGAUGAAGCCUUUGGCGGUCACUAUCACGUCCACUGUGCACAGAGAUCAUGAGUUUGACGAUGCUCCCGUCAAGUCGUUCUCUCAUGAAUCUUCCACCUUCAUGUCGGAUGCUUGACAACGCAAUUUUGGACAUUGCCUUAGUUAGUGUCUCACUAUGCAUGAUGCCACUGUUCUCAUGCUUCACCUGAAUUUCGAUGCUUGUAAACAUGCUGCUGACCGUCUCACAUUCAGCCAAACUAUGUUACAUUAUUGACAUUGUAU